AUGGGGUUUCCGGUUCUUCAAUCUCUCAGCCGGAUAACCCCCCCUUGCGUGGUUCGAAGAAGAGGAGGUGUGAUCGACGGAAUGCGUCAAAGAGGAAGACAACGUCGAGAGGCUGAUGGCGAGGGACAGCAGGGAGCUGCACCUGAGGUUGGUCCGCAGCACCCGGGAUUUCCCGGAGGACCGACUGAUACUUCUUUACUGAUUAGAUAUCAAAACCAUGUUGCCUAUCAUUUAUGGUUGGGCGAGUAUACUAGUUUGGCCAGGGUAGAUACGCAUCUUUUAUCUGCUUUUGUUGAGAGAUGGCAUCCUGAAACAUCGUCAUUUCAUAUGCCGUUCGGCGAGAUGACCAUCACGCUAGAUGAUGUUUCAUGUCUUCUUCAUGUACCGAUAAGGGGCGAGCUGGUUGACCCCGAUUUUGUUGUCACCGAUUAUGAUGCUAUCCAUAAUGCUGUUGAGUUGUUUGGUGUCUCUUUGAGUGAAGCAUCUGAGGAGGCUUCUUCUGUAAGGGGUCCUUACUAUAAAUUGGAUUGGUUGAAGCAAAGGCAAAAUAUCUACCACUGUUGA
This is a messenger RNA of Vicia villosa (hairy vetch), 564 nucleotides long. RefSeq names its product protein MAIN-LIKE 1-like. Bases 1 to 564 code for a protein of 187 amino acids. The record is from RefSeq and is a predicted model, not a curated record. The transcript has 4 exons. Lineage: Eukaryota; Viridiplantae; Streptophyta; Magnoliopsida; Fabales; Fabaceae. Gene Ontology annotation, biological process: meristem development; meristem maintenance.